Molecule: messenger RNA, 3219 nt
Organism: Apodemus sylvaticus (European woodmouse)
Lineage: Eukaryota; Metazoa; Chordata; Mammalia; Rodentia; Muridae
Gene: Syt14
Product: synaptotagmin 14
Exons: 6
Coding region: 68-2566 (832 amino acids)
Source: RefSeq, a predicted model, not a curated record
AAAGUAGUUGAUAUUUUGAGAAGAGGAAAUUCCAUUAUUGCAUCUUUUAGGCACAAGGAACUGGAAAAUGGCAUUUUUCAAAAGUUUUCAGCAGAAUCUGCCUUCGGUGUCCUCCCUGGUGGACACAAUCAGUAGUGCUGUAGAAGAUCUGAGCACUGCAGUUGGGGAAGUCAGCUAUGCCAUAACUGACUCAGUCGCUGGGCAGGUAGCAAGUAUGAUGCAUGGCUUUUGCCCAGAGGAGGGAAGGUGCACAGAAGAGUCUUCAGGGUCUUCUAAAGCCCAAAAUGCAGUAUUGCAGGAUACCUUCAAAAAUACUGCUUGUCAGAAAACACAGUCUGAUUUAGAUCACAAGGCAAAGCAAAUAACCUGCUGCAACACUUCAACUCCACAAAAACAAGAGCAAGAAAUAUAUGAACAGGGGUUAUGUAUUCAUGAUGGGCAGUGGGCAACCUCACAAUACCAAGAAGCUGGAGAGGCUGGUGGUUUUGCUUUGAAAGGCCUCAUGAGUGAUGGGAUAUCAGCUGUCAAGCAGAAAAUGAGGCCUGCACCCACUCACCAUGAACUGGAACAGACUGACAUAUGUGAAAUAUUUGGAAUGGGAAUCUCUGAGAAUGAUAAAAAUCAUUUAAAUGAGGUAAGUUAUCAAGAAGUGAAAGGGAGUCUGAGCACCAGUGGACGGAACAUUCUCUCUGUGCACAAGUGCAUGGUCACAGACAACUCUAAAGCCAGAUUGCAGCAUGUACCUGUGGGAAGAGAGCAAGAGAAAUCAGGGAAUGUCACUAAAAAUUUAGAGCAUUCUGACCAUUUAGAAAAGGCUCAAAAACAUAAUAAACAUGAUGGAUUUAAAGGGAAUGAAUGUUCAGGAAAUGAGUGUUCACCAGAAGAUACCACGAGAAACAACACAUACAGGGCACAGAAAUCCAUUGUGAAGGAAGACACAUGUUCAGCUCCGUCAACAAAUUGUAGAAACAUGUUUCCCAGGAAAAUCAAAGAAAAAAUAAAUCCAACAAAAUACUACAAAGUGAAAGGAGACGUGAAAGCAAAGAAAAAUGAAGCCAGUUCUGCUAAGAGAGGAACAGCAAUGAGUAAAGUUGGCAAAUACUCUAAGAUAUUACCAGAAAAAGAUAAUUCCUACAUGGACAGAGAUGAUCCUGGUUCAUCCUCUGAAAGUGAAGAUGAAGCGCUGGGUAAAUAUCACGAGGCCUUAUCCAGAACACACAAUUCCAGGUGGCCCUUGGUAGAUUCUAGACAAAAAAGCUAUGCCUGGGAAACAAGGCAGAAGUACAGCCCCCUCUCUGCAGAGUACGACGGGUACAGCACUGAGGCAUCCAUGGAGGACGGAAACUGCAUUCAGAGGAUGAGGAGGACACCUCCACUGGAUGAGCUGCAGCCGCCACCUUACCAAGACGACAGUGGUUCUCCUCAUCUCUCAUGCACACCCUCUGAAAUUGGGGAUGCCAAGUGCGAGAUUUCUCACUGCAGCAACAGCCCACGGUGUUCUUUCAACAAGUGUCCCAGUGAAGGAAGCACAGGUCACGAGGCUGAGAGCUAUCACAACAAAGGAUAUGAAGAUGAUGUCCCUAGCGACAGCACAGCAGUCCUUAGCCCUGAAGACAUGUCAGCUCAAGGAUCCUCCUCGCAGCUUCCUAAACCUUUUGAUCCAGAGCCAGAAGCUAAAUAUGGCACCCUGGAUGUGACUUUCGACUAUGACUCUGAAAGACAGAAGCUUCUGGUAACAGUGACAGCUGUCACAGACAUUCCAACAUAUAACAGGACAGGUGGCAACUCGUGGCAGGUACACCUUGUUCUUCUACCUAUAAAAAAACAGAGAGCCAAAACCAGCAUCCAGAGAGGACCAUGCCCUGUCUUCACAGAAACAUUCAAAUUUAACCACGUUGAAUCCGAGAUGAUUGGAAACUAUGCAGUUAGGUUUAGACUAUAUGGCGUCCAUCGCAUGAAGAAAGAAAAGAUUGUGGGGGAAAAGAUUUUUUAUUUAACAAAGUUGAAUCUUCAAGGGAAAAUGUCGUUACCUGUGAUACUGGAACCUUCGUACAAUCCUUCUGGCUGCGACUCUCAGGUGAGCUUGUCUGAGGUGUCCUGUGGUGACAGUGCAUCUUCCUGUCAGUCUCUUGAACAUGGCUCUGUUCCAGAGAUCCUCAUCGGGCUCCUUUACAAUGCCACCACUGGAAGACUGUCAGCAGAAGUGAUCAAAGGCAGCCACUUCAAAAACCUGGCAGCAAACAGACCACCCAAUACAUAUGUUAAGUUAACACUGCUGAAUUCCAUGGGCCAAGAAAUGUCCAAAUGCAAGACAUCCACCCGCAGAGGGCAGCCAAAUCCAGUGUACAAGGAAACUUUUGUUUUUCAAGUGGCCUUGUUUCAGCUUUCUGAUGUGACUCUGAUACUGUCUGUGUAUAACAAGCGCAGCAUGAAAAGGAAGGAGAUGAUAGGCUGGAUUUCCUUAGGUCUUAACAGCUCCGGGGAGGAGGAGCUCAGACACUGGACUGCAAUGAAGGAGUCAAAGGGACAGCAAGUGUGCAGGUGGCACGCACUGCUGGAGUCCUGAGGAAGAGGGAAGAUGGAGUCCUGAGGAAGAUGUAAGCCCAGCACUGCCUCAGAGGAGCUGUUCCCUGGAGAGUCCUCUUCAACACCCUACCACAACGCUUCACAUCAAUGAGAGACCAUCCAAUGCUGAGCUGAGGGGAAGGAAGCUUUGUCUCUGUUAGAGCGAGCUCACAUGAGAAACCAAGAAACUUGUGUCCUUAAUGUUCAGUAGCCCUCCAGAAAUUGAGCUGCAUACUGUUUAUUUGAACUCGAUUUUCUUAGUGAAAGAACUAGGAAUUCCAUGGAGCUUGUGGCUUUAAACCAGAGUUUCCAUUGCAGCACUACAUAUCAUCACCCACAUGCUGUCCAUAAGGCAUUCGGAUGGCCAGUCCUUGGGUGGAUCUCAGUGAGCACAGUCCUGUCUCAAGGUGAAGGUUUACUGACACUAAUGAUAGUUUUAUUUCACAUAUGUUAUCUCUGUGCCUCAGCCUUUCUCUAUAGUACUAACCCAAGUGCAAAAUUCCCUGAAGGAUAGUUUAAGGUUGGUUUGUUUGAUGUUUAUUUCUUUACCUCCUUUUUUUUUUUUCCGGAUCCAAAGAGAUCAUGCCUACCCUUAUGGUCCCUUACAAACCUUUAUGACUGUACUGCAGAACUUCAUAACUUUAUGUUCAAGCC